ACCGUGAAGGUCUGCCCAGAAAAGAGUUAACGCGUUUGUGUGGUUAUAUAACAGCUGAGCUCUGCAGUGACGCCCCGUCCCGUCAAUGCUGGAAACGUUUGCGCGCUUGUGGUUCCAAACGUGAGCGCAGCACGCGCAUCCAUCCAUCCACCGUCAUGCCACCUGAGAAGCAGCAGAGUCCAGAUCAAGCUGAAACUGCUGACAAUGAAAAAACAAAGGAGCGGAGCCCUACAGCACUGAAGGGACUAGAGACAAUCGCGCCUCUUGUUCGCACUGUUGAAGAAACCCCUGAGCCGAUCCCUACCACCAUAGAAGGAACCAUCCCCUCCUGGAUCAAUGGCUUGUUCCUUCGCAAUGGGCCCGGAAAGUUCGAGUUUGGAAAUUCACACUACAACCACUGGUUUGAUGGGAUGGCAAUGCUUCACCAGUUUAAGAUCCUGAAGGGCGAGGUGACGUACAUGAGUCGGUUUCUGCAGAGUGACGCCUACAAGAAAAACAGUGAAAAGGACCGGAUAGUGAUGUCAGAAUUUGGUACCCUGGCCAUGCCUGAUCCAUGCAAAAACUUCUUCCAGAGGUUCCUGUCUCGCUUUGAAAUGAUAGAACCAACAGACAAUGCAAGUGUGAAUUUUGUGAAGUACAAAGGGGACUUCUAUGUCAGCACGGAGACCAACUUCAUGCACAAAGUGAACCUGGAGAACCUGGAUACUCUAGAAAAGGUUGAUUGGAGCAAGUUCAUCGCUGUAAAUGGAGCCACUGCUCAUCCACACUAUGAUCCUGAUGGAACUUCCUACAAUAUGGGCAACUCCUAUGGAAGAAAAGGAGCCUUGUACAACAUCACUAAAGUGCCUUCUGAGAAAGCAGACACCAAAGAGACUCUGCAAGGAGCUGAAGUCCUCUGUUCCAUAGCCCCGGCUAACAAGUCCCAUCCUUCUUACUACCACAGCUUUGCCAUGUCGGAGAACUAUGUUGUGUUCAUCGAGCAACCAAUUAAGAUGGACCUGCUGAAGAUAGUCACCUGCAACAUCAGAGGGAAAGCUCUGAGUCAGGGCAUCUACUGGGAUCCCAAGCAGGAAACGGUCUUCCACCUCGUUGACAAGCACACAGGCAAGGUCAGCCCAGUGAAGUACCACACCAAAGCCCUAUCCUCCUUUCAUCAGAUCAACGCCUUUGAAGAGGACGGAUUCCUGAUGAUUGACAUGUGCUGUGCAGAUGGCGGCCAAGCUAUCAGCAACUACCUCAUCCAGAACCUACGCAAGUCAGGAGAAGCCCUGGAUGAAGUGUACAACACCACAGAAAGGUCGUUCCCUCGCCGCUUUGUCCUUCCUCUAAAUUUGACCAGCGAAACACCAAACAACCAGAACUUGAACACCCGACCAUCCAGUACAGCCUCCUGCACCAAAAUCAGCCAAGAUACGGUUUUCUGUGAGCAUGAGGAUCUCCAUGGUGACGACUUACAUGACUACGGUGGCCUGGAGUUCCCGCAGAUCAACUACGGUCGAUGUAACACCAAACCGUAUCGGUACUUCUAUGGAUGCGGCUUCAGACACAUGGUGGGCGACUCUCUGCUUAAGGUGGACCUGCAGGACAAAAGUUUGAAGGUCUGGCAGCAGAAGGGAUUCUAUCCGUCGGAGCCCGUUUUUGUGCCAGCACCCGAGGCAGUGGAAGAGGACGAGGGAGUCAUCCUGUCUGUGGUUCUCACACCCUCACAGGAUAAAGGAAGUUUCCUCCUGGUGUUGGAUGCAAAAACCUUCCAGGAAGUGGGAAGAGCCAAUGUGCCUGUUAACAUCCCUUAUGGCUUCCAUGGUAUCUUCACCGCCACAUCAUGAACCUGUUCAUGCAUUUCUGAAAGUACCCUAAUAAAGAACACAGUAUUUAAUCUUGAAGAAAGAA
Oryzias melastigma (Indian medaka) is the source of this 1890-nucleotide messenger RNA. It is a transcript of the gene bco2a, whose product is annotated as beta-carotene oxygenase 2a. Gene Ontology annotation, cellular component: mitochondrion. The record is from RefSeq and is a predicted model, not a curated record. The transcript is spliced from 12 exons. Gene Ontology annotation, biological process: retinal metabolic process; carotene catabolic process. Gene Ontology annotation, molecular function: carotenoid dioxygenase activity; beta-carotene 15,15'-dioxygenase activity. Bases 156 to 1826 code for a protein of 556 amino acids. NCBI's taxonomy places the organism in Eukaryota, Metazoa, Chordata, Actinopteri, Beloniformes, Adrianichthyidae.